Liolophura sinensis is the source of this 3612-nucleotide messenger RNA. Its product is annotated as dual specificity mitogen-activated protein kinase kinase 5-like. Bases 60 to 1367 code for a protein of 435 amino acids. Lineage: Eukaryota; Metazoa; Mollusca; Polyplacophora; Chitonida; Chitonidae. The record is from RefSeq and is a predicted model, not a curated record. Gene Ontology annotation, molecular function: protein binding; ATP binding; MAP kinase kinase activity. The transcript is spliced from 20 exons. Gene Ontology annotation, biological process: protein phosphorylation; MAPK cascade.
GUUUUUGUUUUGGACUCUUAAGAUAGUUCGGUUUAGAUCGUCAGAACCUGUAUUCUAGUAUGACCACGGGCGUUUUACGAGUUUGGAUCCAUACAGAAGAUAAGGGAGAAGUGGAAUGGAGCGCACGGCAAGACGAAUUGACGUUCGGAAAUGCUUUGUUUGCAAUAUCCCAAGUUUUGCCCAAUGUGUCUGUCACAGCGUUUGAAUAUGAAGAUGAAGAAGGGGACAGGAUAACAGUGAGGACAGAUGAGGAACUCAAAACCAUGUUAGAAAAUUUUUUAGCUCAUGUGAGAAGUUCAGGCAGCACUGGUGAAUUACCUCCCCUUGUUAUCUAUCCCAGAGUUGGGAAGACCCCUCAAGACAGAAAUAUCCAUGGAUUAAAGAUCAGAACCAAGAGGGGUGGGGCUGGUGGAGAGCCACAAACAAACAAAGCUGCUUUGGUGUCUGAGCCUCAGAGGUCCUUAAGUCACAGCCAUAGUGAGAUAGAAGAGCUCCUACACCUGGGUAACAUAAAGGACACAGAUCUGCAGUACGUGGAGAUCCUGGGCAGUGGGAAUGGUGGAUCAGUCUUCAAAGCUUACCAUAUGCCUUCUGGGAAAGCCAUGGCUGUUAAGGUCAUACAGCUGGAUAUUUCCAAAGAUGUACAAAAGCAAAUUAUUUCAGAAUUACAGGUUUUAGAAAAGUGUCAUUGUGAAAAUAUCAUAAUGUUUUAUGGAGCAUUUUUCAUUGAAAACAGAAUAUCAAUUUGUACAGAAUUUAUGGAUGGUGGUUCAUUAGACAAAUACGGGGUGAUACCUGAGCCCGUCUUAGGUCGAAUGACUGUCAGUAUCCUCAGCGGACUGCUCUACCUGUGGAGCAAAAAGAUCAUGCACAGAGAUAUUAAGCCAUCCAACAUUCUAGUAAACACCUUCGGACAAGUGAAGCUCUGUGACUUUGGGGUUAGUACACAGCUGGUGAACUCUAUCACACAGACAUAUGUAGGAACAAAUGCUUACAUGGCACCGGAAAGGAUCCUGGGAGAGGAGUAUAGUUUACAGUCUGAUGUUUGGAGUCUGGGAGUCACACUGUUUGAGCUUGCCACAGGCAAAUAUCCCUACAGCACAGCCUCCCGGGUGGAUCAGCCCUUUGACUUUUUGAACUGUAUCGUAAAAAAGCCACCGCCGACAUUACCUGGCGAUUACUUUACCCCUGAUCUGAUCAACUUUGUGGACAGAUGUAUGCAGCAAGCCUCGAAGGACAGAUUGAAACCAGCUGGUAUGCAGUCUCACAGUUUCAUUUUGAGGCACAGGGACAACUUUGUGGAGGACGUAGCAGUGUGGGUAAGACAACGUCUACCGGAAAUCCGUGCUAGCGCGCAAAAUACAUGAGAACUGGCCUGGCGGUGGAUGACGGAAAUCCAUGCCAGCGCACAAAAUACGUGAGAACUAGACUGGCAGUGGCUAACGGAAAUCCGUGCCAGCGCACAAAAUAUGUGAGAACUAGAGUGGCAGUGGCUAACGAAAAUCCGUGCCAGCGCACAAAAUAUGUGAGAACUGGGCUGGCAGUGGCUGACGGAAAUCCGUGCCAGCGCACAAAAUAUGUGAGAACUGGACUGGCAGUGGCUGACGGAAAUCCGUGCCAGCGCACAAAAUAUGUGAGAACUAGACUGGCAGUGGCUGACGGAAAUCCGUGCCAGCGCACAAAAUACGUGAGAACUAGACUGGCAAUGGCUGACGGAAAUCCGUUAGAACUAGACUGGCAGUGGCUGACGGAAAUCCGUGCAAGCGCACAAAUUACAUGAGGACAUGUAAUGCUGUAAAAUGUUUGCUGUCGUACUUAAUACUAAAGGACUUGAACUGAUCAUAGAUUAUUCAGAAGUUUUACAAGUAGAACAUAAAAAUAUUGCAAUCUGGAACUGAUGGAGUGUUGUACUGAAUGUGCAUCUGUCAUAUUAAAGUGUUGUAACUCUAUCAUUUUGCAUUCUGAUUUUGACGAUGAGAUGCAUGUUUGUCUGUGAGAAACGGAAAGGCCUGCUAGAGGCUUCAGAAAAAAGGAAAAAUGACUAUUACAAAGGUUAUACAUGUAUUUAGUGAACGCUUUAAUAUACUUGUGUCAUGGUAAUGGUGUCCAAAUCAGUCAUGGGGCAUUGGUACUGGAACAUUAACGAUAAUGUUUGACACUUGUAAGAAAGGAAGCUGGAGGUCCAAUAGCGCCAAUAGAGCGCUAUGAUGUGGGCACCACUGAAUAAGUCUUGGGUUUGGGAACUAUCGUUAAUAUGUGCUGUUCGGGAGAACUUCUUUUCUUGUUUUAAUAAUUUAAAUUUUUGCCCGAAAAAGGUCCUAAAAGAACAAAGCCUUGUGAUUUAAUUAUGAAUAUGUUUGUUCAUUUUAUAAGGUGCCAGAAGCCUCCGCAGCUUGGUGGUUAGCGUGCUAGCGCAGCUCAAUCACUCAGGAGCCUGUAACCUAUGCGAUCGCUGUGACUUCCAAGUCCAGCUCUUGCUGGUUUCCUGUCUAUGUGGGAAGGUCUGUCAGUAACCUGCGGUUGCUGGCGACCUGUGCCCUGUUUCCUCCCACCAUAAGGCUGGCGCCAGUUGCAUACUAAUAAGUGAAAUAUUCUUCAGUACGGCGUAAAACUCCAACUAAUUAAAUAAAUAAAUAUACUAAUAAGGUGCUCAUGAAGUCCGAAUUUUUGAGUUGUAAAUUGUGAUAUCAUGCUUUUUUUUAAACAUAGACCGGAGUGCAAGACCACAGAGACAGUUUGUGGGAUAUCGCAUCUGUGGAGAUUUCGAAGCAAGAAUCUAUUGUUCUUAUUUGGAGUAUUAUUCUUUUGGGGCCUCCGUGGCCGAAGGGUUAAGGUGCAAGCACAGUGAUAUGAAUCCGGAGCCUCUCACCAAUGCGCUCACCUGUACUUAGCUAAUGCCAUGUCCUUAGCGUCGUCAUCGGCCUCCAGUAAAAAGGAAGUGAUAAAAUAAAUGUCAGUAAAAAUGUUUUUUCCCAUUUCGCUGUGUUGAAAUAUGUGGCAUAUUUUUGUCAUAUCCGUAUAUGACAAAAUGAAAUAUCUUUGAUAGCUUUUAAAUGGAUUUUAGAUUUACGUGUAGUUGCUUUUUUAUUUAUGUAUAUAUAUAUGUAUAUAGUAUUUCGUUACGAUGUAUUGUUAUUAUUAAGCUGUUUAUUUAUAGACAUAUAUAUUUGAUAUAAACCUAUAUACUGUAUGACCCUCAAACCCGUUUAACUGUUUGAUAGCUAAUAUCCCCAUAUAUGGCAAUAAUUAGGCGUUUGAUUUUGCAAUGUCAUGCAGGUUUGUAUGGAUUUGUCAGGUGUCCCGAACAUUAUUCCCAAAACUUGGAUUUUAGAGUUUUGGUUAGACAUUUUGAACUUUCUCACUGAACAACCAAUAAAUCUUUUUUAUUAUGGGUCUAUUCGCCAAAAUCGCCAGAGGCCCAUUAUAGAGGCAUGAAAAAAUGUGAAGAAAUUGCCGGAAGUAGUUUCACCCAAGUACGACGUGUCAGUGCGCUGAACGAAGUAGACUUUGUGUUAUGGUCAAAUAUUACCUUCCUUUCGUGAUGUUUUCUUCUUUGUUUUGUUGGGAUUUAUAUGUUAUGAUUAUGCAUUGAAUACAAAUUUUAAUUAUGUU